GUUUGGCAUUGAGAUUUGGGAAAAAAUGAUCCCUGUGAGAAUGAUGAGAAAAAUGGUGUGGGAGAGAAGCAUGAAUAAAUUAUCAAGAGGUCUGAGUUCGUCUCAGAUUCGAAAGCCAAGGCCUCCAUCUCUUGUUUCACUUGACCUCAUCGAUGAGUGGUCUUCCACUUUCACCCAUUCUCACUCUCCUCCAAUCCAAAAAUCCAUUCCCUAUGAUUGAACCAAAAAAGAAACAAAGAAAAGUUCUGCUUCUAGUUAAUUUAUUUUCAGCAGUCAACAAUGAUAGUGCUAGAAUAAUUGAUGGGAGGUCUGCUGCCGAGGAAAUUAAAUCAAGCAUAGCUGUAGAAGUUAGCAGAAUGAAGGAGUCAAUAGGAAAGGUCCCUGGUUUGGCUGUAAUAUUGGUUGGCCAAAGGCGAGACUCUCUUGCCUAUGUCCGUAACAAAAUAAUGGCUUGCCAUGAGGUUGGGUUCAGAUUUUCAAUUGCUGAACUCCCUGAGAGCUGUACAGAAGACGAUGUCUGUGAUGCAUUGUCAAAUUAUAACAAGGAUGCAUCAAUCCACGGUAUUCUUGUGCAGCUUCCUUUGCCACAGAAGUCAUUGGAACAGCAUUUUGACGAGGGAAAGAUUUUAAAUGUACUAAGCUUAGAAAAAGAUGUGGAUGGAUUUCAUCCAUUAAACAUUGGGAACUUGGCCAUUCAGGGUAGAGAGCCAUUGUUCAUCCCGUGCACUGCUAAAGGCUGCAUUGAGUUACUGCUAAGUUCUGAUGUUGAAAUCGUUGGGAAGAGAGCUGUAGUGAUUGGGAGGAGCAACAUCGUUGGAUUACCUACUUUUUUGUUGUUGCAGAGGCACCAUGCAACAGUAAGCAUUGUGCAUGCAUAUUCAGAGAAUCCAGAAAUUAUUACUCGCGAAGCUGAUAUACUUGUGGCAGCUGCUGGAGUACCUAAUUUAGUCCGUGGUAGCUGGUUAAAGCCCGGAGCAGUUGUACUUGAUGUAGGAAUAAACCCAAUUGAGGACCCUGAGAGCGAACAUGGUUACCGUUUGAUUGGAGAUGUUUGCUUUGAAGAAGCAGUCAGGAUCGCUUCUGCUGUAACCCCAGUGCCUGGAGGUGUAGGUCCUAUGACAGUUGCAAUGCUUCUUCUGAACACCCUUGAAGCCGCCAAACGUGCACUUUGUUUUACUUGAUUUUAAGGUGGAGGAACUCCUAAAAUGUCUCAUUUCUUCCUCUCUAUUGGAACUGCUCAAGUUUUGCACAAUUGGACUUGUGUCUGGUAGACCAAUCACUGUCAUUAAUCAAACCCGGCGUUCCCAACCACUUCAAGCAGCCGACCAAUAGAAAGUAGCAUCUUCACUACUUUGGGAUGAUGCACUGAGAUAAUAUGACAUUGGAGGACAAACGAAUAGCUAAUAAAAGCAAUUCCAUAAUGCAGAAAAUUCUCUUGUAUAACUAACUGUAUUUAUGUAUAUUGAUCAUCUCCUUCAGGUUCCUUUUGUUUCCACAUGAGGUUGAUCUUUUAAAGCUAGACAAUCUUUAUUUUUUUAUUUUUCAAAGAAGAUACCUGCAUGUGCUUAUAGAAGAGAAAGGCCCUUAAAACAGAAGGUUCACAUGUACUAGAAAA
This is a messenger RNA of Solanum stenotomum, 1615 nucleotides long. RefSeq names its product bifunctional protein FolD 1, mitochondrial-like. Gene Ontology annotation, cellular component: cytosol. Bases 153 to 1181 code for a protein of 342 amino acids. NCBI's taxonomy places the organism in Eukaryota, Viridiplantae, Streptophyta, Magnoliopsida, Solanales, Solanaceae. Gene Ontology annotation, biological process: tetrahydrofolate interconversion. The record is from RefSeq and is a predicted model, not a curated record. The transcript is spliced from 5 exons. Gene Ontology annotation, molecular function: methylenetetrahydrofolate dehydrogenase (NADP+) activity; methenyltetrahydrofolate cyclohydrolase activity.